AGCACAUGGCUAUUUAAGGAAGGCAUGGAAGCCAUAUUCUUCCAUAAUUACAGCUUGACAUGCGAAUCGGUGGAUUUUUCGUACGCGCCGUAUGCUCUAAGAGUCGCAAGAGACGUUUACAUUUAUUUUCUGGCGAAACUCACAGAGCUCCUCGACACGGUGUUCUUCGUAUUGCGCAAGAAGGAGAAGCAAAUCACAUUUCUUCACAUGUACCAUCAUACCGUGAUGCCAAUGAUAUCGUGGGGCGCUACAAAGUAUUAUCCCGGUGGCCAUGGCGUCUUUGUAGGAAUUAUAAAUAGCUUCGUGCACAUCAUCAUGUACACUUAUUAUCUACUGGCAGCAUUGCUACCUCACCAUCAGCAUAAACGGUAUCUCUGGUGGAAGAAAUACAUUACCAACCUACAAAUGACCCAAUUCUGUAUCGCCUUUAUACACAGCUGCCUAUUGUUGUUCUACGAUUGCGACUAUCCGAAAUGGUCGGUCGUUCUGGUGCUGCCGAACGCGAUGUUCUUCUAUUUCCUGUUUUCGGACUUCUACAAUAAUGCUUAUGCUUCCAAGAAGGAAAACGACGGCGCAGCGCCGCCGUCGAUUCAGAACUCGACCAAAGCGAACGGUGCCGUGGAGAAAGUGAGCAGCCACAAGAUACCGAACGGAAAAGGGAAAAGCGACUAAACGGGUACAGCCGAGGAAAGAGACGAUGCGAUCGCAAUGAGACGGUCACUACCAUUUCACUUGAAUCGCACCGCAGUCUCUAACCCGCUAAUCUAGCCGACGUAUUACGGCUGCGGAACGUUCCACGCUGAGGAACGUUCAACGCGCCGUAAAAAAGACAACGUAAACCAAAACGCAGAGGCGACCGGACAUUUGCGCAAACUGAAACACAUCUGACUAUUCAACGGUUGAACUUUCAAGCCUUUUAUACAAACGGAAGCGAUCCAUUCAUUAUACGUAUCUUCUUGUACGAUAACGGAGUUAUAUCGAACAGCUAAGUCGUCGAGGAUACAAUGCAUGCAUAAUUAGCGUGUAGGAUACUUAAAUCGUCGCAUUUUAUAUAUGGUGAUUUAAGUGGAGAAAUAAUGAAAAGGUUAAUGCAUUCUGUUUGCCUCUAUUUAUAUUAUUUAUAUAUUAAUAAUUUUAAAUGAUACGGAAUAUCUUGCAGCCUGUUGA
Molecule: messenger RNA, 1167 nt
Organism: Temnothorax curvispinosus
Lineage: Eukaryota; Metazoa; Arthropoda; Insecta; Hymenoptera; Formicidae
Gene: sit
Product: elongation of very long chain fatty acids protein AAEL008004-like
Exons: 4
Coding region: 25-672 (215 amino acids)
Biological process (GO): sphingolipid biosynthetic process; fatty acid elongation, monounsaturated fatty acid; fatty acid elongation, saturated fatty acid
Cellular component (GO): endoplasmic reticulum membrane
Molecular function (GO): fatty acid elongase activity
Source: RefSeq, a predicted model, not a curated record